Molecule: messenger RNA, 10997 nt
Organism: Coregonus sp. 'balchen'
Lineage: Eukaryota; Metazoa; Chordata; Actinopteri; Salmoniformes; Salmonidae
Source: the annotation of a GenBank genome assembly
AUGUAUGUAUGGUGUAUGUAUGUCCACCUGCAGAUUCAGAAUAACUGGACAUAUGGAGAGAUUUUGGAUGAAAAUGAAAAAACUCACCCAAUGCUCCGACCGUACAAAACAUUCUCAGAGAAGGUAAGAGGCACAGUUGAUAAUUUUCUUACAAUGCAUAGUCAUUUCUGUCAACCACCACAGAUUUUUACCAUUGCUGCUCUCGGAUGCCCUCUGUCUGUAAUGAUCUCCCUUGUAGGACAAAGAGAUCUACCGUUGGCCCAUCAAAGAGUCCAUGAAGGCUAUGAUUGCAUGGGAGUGGACUCUGGAUCAAACGAGGGAAGGAGAGGAAGCCAAGACUGAGCAGAAGAAGGCGGCUCGGAAGAUCUCUCAGACUGCACAGGUACAGAGAAAAGGAGGAAUAAUCCAUAAAAUGACGUCUUAGAUUUAAUAGGAUCUCUUUGGAAUAAACAUUAUUUUAGAUCAGACAGAGAUGAUAAAGACAGUGUGAAUAAAUGUUUAUGAAUAUAAAUGUGUGUAUUUCAGGCAACAUAUGACCCCAGCCAUGGCUACAGUCCCCAACCGAUUGAAAUCUCCCACACGGCACUGUCAAGAGAGCUGCAGGUAUGAUGACACUAAAGUAUGGACCAUCCCUCUCAAUUACUUUACACACUGUAAUGUGAUCAAUGUUUUCAUAAUUUCUCCUUUCCCCAGUCCAUGGCAGAACAGCUUGCAGAGAACUAUCACAAUACCUGGGGUCGCAAGAAGAAGAUGGAGCUGCAGUCCAAAGGUCAGAGGUCAUUCUGUUCAGGAAACAAAGAGGAUAUUAGCUACAGAAUUGCCAGUCACCUUUUUCUUUAACAAAAGUGAAUGGGAACUUUGUGUGUGUUUUGACUGUGUGUAGGAGGAGGCUCCCACCCUUUGCUUGUACCCUAUGACACCCUGACAGCAAAAGAAAAGGCACGAGACAGGGAAAAGGCUCAUGAGCUUCUCAAAUUUCUUCAACUCAAUGGAUUUGCAGUCACCAGGUAAAAGGAAAAGUCAUUGAAGGUAUCAAGUUAAAGAAGCAACUGAAUAUGUAUUGAUAAAUCAUGCUUUUGAAUGCGUUCUCAAGGGGGAUGAAAGACAUGGAGUCAGACAUCUCAUCUAUCGAGAAGCGCUUUGCCUAUGGUUUCCUGCAGAAGCUGUUAAAGUGGAUGGAGAUCGCCCAGGAGUUCAUAGCUCAUCUUGGUAGGGUGGGCUCUGGGAGGAGGGUGGAUGAUGAUAACCAAUGAAAUAGUGCUCUGUUAUUGAGCAACUGAAUGAAUCAGUGUAUAGUCAAUGUUGACAUUUAACACAAUAACAAUACUCCAUAAUGUUGUCUUGUGUGUUUUCUUUCAGAGGCUGUGGUGAGCAGUGGCAGAGUGGAGAAGUCGCCUCAUGAGCAGGAGAUCAAAUUCUUUGCAAAGGUGAGCACAGAAUCACUAUGAAACAGGCCCAUCUAGAGAAGAGGCGAGAUGGCAUUUAAUACAGCUGUUACAUGUUUACUGCAGGGGUAUAAGAAUAUAUGAUGAUGAUGAUGAAAUGUGUUUGUCUCAGAUCCUGUUGCCCCUGAUCAACCAGUACUUUAAAAACCACUGUCUGUACUUCCUGUCCACACCGGCCAAAGUCCUGGGUAGUGGAGGACAUUCCUCUAACAAGGAGAAAGAGAUGAUUGCCAGGUAACUCUGUCACACACUGUAUAACAUGUGUAUUGCUACAACUCAGUUUAGUUAGUAGGCUUUCGCCACUUUCAUAUAUCUCUACUCAUCCUUUCAAGUCUCUCUUUUGGAACCUGUGCUGUAAUUUCUCAUUUUCCUCUUGCUUUCAUCAUUCAUUACCUUUCUCUGCAUUUCCUCUCUCUUUUCUAUUGGGUAUCGCUGUAGCAUCUUCUGUAAAAUGGCUGCUCUGGUGAGACACAGAGUUUCUCUCUUCGGUAAGAAAUCAUCUUUGUCCUGAUGAUUUAGUUCUGUCUAGUCCAGUCAUUCCUGCUCUAUUACCGUAUAUUUCCCUCUGCUCUAUUUACAUCUCUUUAACUUGUGUUUGACCCUUCUUACUGUAUUUUUAUUUCACUGUUCACUGCUUUUCCCCCUCUGUCUCUGAUUACCUGUGCUUGGCUUUCUCUCCCUCUCAUGCUGAUUGAGUUGUCAUUUGAACUAAUGUACUUAUGUUAAAGGUUUUUCUACCUGGUACUGUAAAUCCAAAAUAAUUCACCAUGAUGUUGCCAACCUUCAUUAUAACUAAGUGACUUUGUCUAUCCUGUAUAGGAAAUGAUGCCCCUGCUAUUGUCAACUGUCUUCACAUCCUGGCACGAUCUCUCGACGCAAGGUAAUCUUCACUUGUCUAAAAUGUGUGCACAAUCCAAAUACAAAGGUAUUGGAUCAGAUGUGUCCUCUCAGAUUUUCUCAUAGCCUUCCUCUGUACCCUCCUUGCUCUGUUUUCCUCAGGACGGUGAUGAAGUCUGGGCCUGAGAUUGUGAAGGCAGGGCUCCGGUCGUUCUUUGAGGGUGCAGCUGAUGAUAUCGAGAAGAUGGUGGAGAACCUCAAACUGGGAAAGGUGUCUAAAGGCAACCAGGUAAGAGCAAAGUGUCUACAAGAGAACAGGUAGGAAUUGAACUAUUCCAGAACUGUUGCGUUUUGUUCUUGUUCACCAUGUCUUACUUUGUGGUCCCUCUACAGCAGGUGAAAGGCGUGUCCCAGAACAUCAACUACACCACCAUCGCUCUGCUCCCAGUCCUCACCUCCCUGUUCGACCACAUCUCACAGCACCAGUUUGGAGAUGAUGUCAUGCGUGAGUCGUGUCAUCAAGGCAUUCAUGUGAUGACACAGCAUUCAAGUUUACUUACUCGCAGAAUUGUGAAAACAUUUACAUGUCUUGUUAACCAUGUGUGUGUGUGUUCGUGUUCGUGUUCAUGUGUUUGUGUGUGUUCGUGUGUUUGUGUGUGUGUGUGUGUGUUCGUGGUGGUCAGUGGAUGAUCUCCAGACGUCAUGUUACCGCAUCAUGUGUGCCAUCUACUCCCUGGGCACUGUCAAGAACCCUCAUGUGGAGAGGUGAGUCUGGAUCUGGCUCUGUUUAUCUUUGUGAAAAGUACAGCAAUACAAACCUGAUCAUCUGUGAGUUUGACUGCCCUUGUCGUCCCUCCUCCAGGCAGAGGCCAGCUAUGGGGGAGUGUCUGGCCCAUCUGGCGGCUGCUAUGCCUGUGGCCUACCUGGAGCCCCAUCUCAAUGAGUACAACACCUUCUCUGUCUACACCACCAAGACCCCCAGAGAAAGAGCCAGUGAGUGUCCAGCUAAUUCUAUGACUUGUUCUCUGUCCACCCAGGACUUGUAGUCAAGUUCCCCAACACUCUCUCUCUGUCUCUGUCUCUGUCUCUGUCUCUCUGUCUGUCUGUCUGUCUUGAUGUCCAUAGUCCUGGGUCUGCCCAACGAGGUCCAGGAGUUAUGCCAGGACAUACCAGAGCUAGACAUUCUGUUGAAAGAGAUCGGGGACUUGGCAGAGUCAGGUGCCCGUUACACUGAGAUGCCCCAUGUGAUCGAGAUAACUCUGCCCAUGCUGUGUAACUACCUGCCCCGCUGGUGGGAAAGAGGAGUAGAGAACUUCCCUGAGCUGGAGGGCCAGAUCUGCACCGACGUCACCUCUGAGCAGCUCAACCAGCUGCUGGGCAGCAUCAUGAAGAUCGUGGUCAACAACCUGGGAAUUGACGAGGCCUCCUGGAUGAAGAGGCUGGCUGGUGAGGUUGCCACAAUGCAUUACGUGUCUACUGUACCUGUGUGUGUUUUCUUGCCAACUCACCAUCACCACUCCUCUUCCAUCCCUAGUCUUCUCCCAGCCUAUUGUGAGCAGGGCCAAGCCAGAGAUGCUCAAGUCCCAUUUCAUCCCCACCAUGGAGAAGCUGAAGAAGAGGACUGGGAAGGUGGUGGCAGAGGAGGACCACCUGCGUAUGGAGGGGAAGGCUGAGGGGGACGAGGAGGAGGGCACCAUCAGGGAUGAGUUUUCUGUGCUCUGCAGGGACUUGUACGCUCUCUACCCUCUCCUCAUCCGCUAUGUGGACAAUAACAGGUACAGCACACAGGCAAACUAGUGGCUGGUCAUGUUUUUUCUUUAGAUAGGGCACCUUUUCAUAUCCAGUAUCCUGACUAACAGUACUGUAUGUCAGAAACCAUUCCCCCUGACAGUUGUCUUUGCGUACAUGUUUGUUGUGGUGUUAGCGGUCUCUCCAUCACUAGAACCUUAAACAUAUGUCCUCCAUUUGCAGGGCGAGGUGGUUGACAUGCCCAGACCCAGAUGCAGAGGAGCUCUUCAGAAUGGUUGGAGAGGUCUUCAUAUUCUGGUCCAAAUCUCAUGUGAGUGUAAAUCCCUGAAAGGUGACAACUAUUUCUCUCAUGUCACCUCUGUGUCAAAUAUGUGUACGCGACCAAUACACUUUGAUUUGAUCUGAUGACCUUUCUUUCUCUCUCUUGUGUCUCUGCAGAACUUCAAGCGAGAGGAGCAGAACUUUGUGGUGAUGAAUGAGAUUAAUAACAUGUCUUUCCUGACUGCUGACAGCAAGAGCAAGAUGAGUAAGGUGAGCCAAUACAGACCAUCUGGGGUUAAAAAGAUGAGUAAGGUGAGCCAAUACAGACCAUCUGGGGUUAAAAAGAUGAGUAAGGUGAGCCAAUACAGACCAUCUGGGGUUAAAAAGAUGAGUGAGGUGAGCCAAUACAGACCAUCUGGGGUUAAAAAGAUGAGUAAGGUGAGCCAAUACAGACCAUCUGGGGUUAAAAAGAUGAGUAAGGUGAGCCAAUACACAGACCAUCUGGGGUUAAAAAGAUGAGUAAGGUGAGCCAAUACACAGACCAUCUGGGGUUAAAAAGAUGAGUAAGGUGAGCCAAUACAGACCAUCUGGGGUUAAAAAGAUGAGUGAGGUGAGCCAAUACAGACCAUCUGGGGUUAAAAAGAUGAGUGAGGUGAGCCAAUACAGACCAUCUGGGGUUAAAAAGAUGAGUAAGGUGAGCCAAUACAGACCAUCUGGGGUUAAAAAGCCAUUCAGUUACCUUCAGCGUUUAAAUGUUGUGGCAUGUUAGCCAGGGCUCUCCAACCCUGUUCCUGGAGAGCUACCGUCCUGUAGGUUUUAGCUUUCCAUGAACAGGGUUGGAGAGCCCUGUGUUAGACUGAUGUCAGCAGAUUUGGGAAGACUAUGAAUUACUGAAACAUCAUAAAUUGACAUCAUUUACACAACAGCAACAAUGUAGCCAGCAAUUUGUCUCACAUCCUGCAUCGUUUGCUUUAAAAAAAAAAAACAUUUCACAUACUUGAUUGUGAAUUAAUUUGGGAUAUCCUCCUAACCCAUUGUAGCUAACAAUGUGGAGUAUAACUUACCUAUACAAAUUGUUGGUUCUUUUUCAAAACUGUACUUGAUGUCUGCAUAGGUUCUCGAGAAAAUGCUAACUAGCGUUAGCACAAUGACUGGAAGUCUAUGGGUGUCCACAAGUUUAUCUGACUCUGAAAUGAAAGAUCGUGUUACUUAAGUAUAUAUAUUGUAUCACUGACAAUAGCCCAACAGUAAAGGCAAACAAGUAUUUUCCCCACAUCUUCAGCAGGUAUGGUAUAUUGGAAAGCUUUAAAAAAAACCCAGUGUUUUGUUUUUGUUAAAUCAGUUUGAUAUGACCGCUUUUUAGCCCUGUUUUCCAUGCCUGCCUUGGCUUGUCUCCAUUUGAGGACUAAGAGAAGUGCCUCUACGAUUUAUACAUCUGUCUGUAUAUGUCAGUAGAGGUUCAUUCAGUAUUGUAGCUGUAGCAGGUGUUAACAGUUCUCUCUUUGACUGUCCCUUGUCCUCUUUUUCUGUGUCGACGCUGGGUUUCUAGGGCAACGACUCAGAGGUUAGAUUUUGUUUCUGCACGACCGCUGUGCUGACCGCAUGGCACCUCACUUUGGGGGGCUUUUCAUCAACUCCUCUGGCACACCAGGACACCACACACACACACACACACACACACACACACACACACACGCACACACACAACUAGUGGCAAUUCUACUUUGUAUGUAGAGGCAGCUGUCCAGGUCCACUCAGUAACUACCUACGUGUUCUGCACUCCACUGCAACACCAAUGGGAAAGAAGUGGGUCUCUGUACUAUGACACAGAAAUAGAACACAAAAGUUGGUCUGAAUUGACUUACAUGCGUCACUGAUACACUUUGGAUCCAGUUACACUGUGGUCAACAUUGUGGACAAAAAAUAUAUAUAUAUAUAUAAAAAAAUAAAUAAUGCAUUAACUGUAAGUCGCUCUGGAUAAGAGCGUCUGCUAAAUGACUAAAAUGUAAAUGUGAAUGUAUGGACACUAUUACCAGGCCUGUGGUCACAUAUCUAGACUGUGGCAUACACUCAGCUAGAACACUACUCUUAAUAUCACAUACAUUUUCUACUGCUAAACUGCAUAGAAUUACAUGAAUAAACACAUUUGUGUGACCGAGUGUGUGAAGUGACAGACACAGUGCUCCACACAAGGCCAGAUAGAAAAAGCAAGAGCACCUUUCAAGCAGACAUGCACCAUACUGAUAUAACACUAUUGGACGAAGUGGCAGUAGUGGGCUACCCCCAGUCCUGCCAGUGUGUGAGGGGGGGAGUCUGGAGGCGCUUGAUGAAAGUACUCUGCCGUAGUCGGGCUCAUGGCACUAGGCUCCGCACCAGGCCUGCCCAAAGCAGCAGUGGGGGCAGAGUGCCAUCAUCCUGCCAAUGAGUUUGCACCCAGUUGAUUGUAGUUGGGUGGGAGUCUUCCUUCCAUGUCUUUUCAGUUGAAGGUUGGUUGGUAUAUAGCGUUUGUGAUCAAGCUCCCUCCACAAGGGGAUGCUGUUAGUCCCCCUCUCUGUGCUCACCGCUCACUCACUGCUCCCUGUAACCGCCAUGUCAGACCAUGGCUUAGCUUCAUCAUAUCCACCAGUCAGUCUCCACCCACCCACCUGUCCCCUUUCUUUAACCCAUGACCUGAUACUAUAUUUAACAGGACUGAAAAAGGUCUCUGGAAGAAGCUCUAUAGUACCCAAUGUAGAAUGUGACUUUACCUCACCCCAAUCUAUUUUAAUCAAACCUGUCUUCUAAAAUCUUCCCUAAAACCUUUGUACCCACCUUCCUCUAAACUAGCCUUAUUCAUAACACACUCCUUGCAUUGAAGUACUGGUUUGGCGAAGCGGUUGAAUCUGCCUGGACUUGUCUGUGGCUUUGACACACUCCUACCACUCGCACACAUUCUUCUUUAUCAGGAGUAAAUGCACUUUUUGGGUAUGAAGGGCAUAUACUCCGAGAUACAUACAGCAUUUCACUGAAACACAUUGUUCUCACUUUUCACCACUGCACAUUCCCUUAGUCCUUCAGGACAUUUAGCCAUGACACAUUCUCUGUUUCUAGGGCUUUGCAUCCUCUCCUGUUCUGUGCGGUGUUCCUCUGUUAUCUUCACUCCCUGGGCCAACCCCAGCCUGCUGUAUGACACUAACAUAUACACAGACACACAGGCAGGCAGGCAGGCAGACAGAGAGACAGGCAGACAGAGAAAUACACACACACACACACUACAUACAAGCUUGCAGGGGACGUCAGAGAGGGCAGACAACAGACCAUAAUGUUCCAUCACAGAAAUGAGACAGGAGAGAGGGAGGAGAGCACAGGGGCGAUGGGACGUAUCCCAUGUGGGACGUAUCACGUGGGAAGUAUCCCAUGGACAUUUGGUUUACUUGUGUGAUUUGCUAGUUGGUAGCUAACACCUUGGUCUGAUUCUAGUUCCCAUUAACAUGAUGCUACUAACAACAAAUAGUUUUGUGUGUUUUCAACAGGAGCUUUGUUACUCUCCAACACCAUGUAACACAUUCAUUCACCUAGUGCUGCAGGAGCCAAACGCACCUGAGAAGCAUACUGUAGAACGUUGUUUUUAACCCGUUUUUCAAUCGAAUGCUGGAUGAUUUUUCAUGUGAAUGCAAUGUGUGUUUUGUAAGCAUGUUUUUAUAUGUGCAGUUUAACUGAUUUUCUGUCUUACAGAUUAGAACAAUUCCUUUCAGUUGUCCUCCCCCAACCCCAACACCCCCCACCCCAGCCCCAACCCCUGUCCUUCUCAAUACAGUGUUACAUUCUCACAUUCCCCUCCCCUUUACCUGCCAAGAGUUCAGAAACAGGUCGUUAUGGUGGUGAGAUGUAGCCCUCAUUCUGGGCAGUUUGGUUAUUUAUUCAGUACAUUGCCUGUCCACCUGCAGCAAAUACUGAAGAAUAUAAUAAUAUGAAAGAACUGACCUAGACUGAAGGGUUCAGAGAGGAGUCCAUGGCUCUUGAUAUUAGAGGGUGUUAACUGUUAAUUAAUGGUAUUUUGUGACAGCUACAGCCUGCAUAAACAGGUAGAGGGACACAGUGUAACUCAACAGGUCAUUGAAAUGAGAAGCAAUGGUCACAUUUCCACUGGAUUACAGGUAUCAAGCUGGGAAUAAUGUGACAAGAGCACAUUAUGGUUUUUAGUACAUUGCACAAAGUGUAGAUGUCAUGUAGACCAGGGAUGUCAAACUCAUUCCAUGGAGGACCUGGUGUCUGCUGUUUUUCCUAGACCUAGCCAACCAGGUGAGGGGAGUUCCUUACUAAUCAGUGACCUUAAUUCAUCAAUCAAGUAAGUACAAGGGAGGAGUGAAAACCCGCAGACACUCGGCCCUCCGUGGAAUGAGUUUGACACGUGAUGUAGAUUAUUGAAUGUAAUGUAAAAUAUACACUCAGUGGCCAGUUUAUACCACCUCGUUCACAAAAAUGGUUAGCUCCUACAGUCUCGUGGCCGUGGCUUGCUAUAUAAAACAGGCAGACAGGCAUCGAGGCAUUCAGUUACUGUUCGAUUGAACGUCAGAAUGGGCAAAGCAAGUGACCUAAGCGACUUUGAGCAUGGUAUGAUCGUCGGUGCUAGGCGCACCGGUUCCAGUAUCUCAGAAACAGCCGGCCUCCUGGGCUUUUCACGCAUGACAGUGUCUAGGGUUUACAAAAAAACAACAACAUCCAGUCAGCAGCAGUCCUGUGGGCGAAAACAGCUCGUUGAUGAGAGAGGUCGAAGGAGAAUGGCAAGAAUCGUGCAAGCUAGCAGGCAGGCAACAAACAGAUUCAAAAAUGGUGCAGAACAACAGUGGUGUGCAGAACGGCAUCUUGGAACGCACAACUCAUCGGUCCUUGUCACGGAUGGGCUAUCACAGCAGACGACCACACCGGAUUCCUCUCCUAUCAGCUAAAAACAAAAAGAAGAGGCUCCAGCGAUCACCAACACUGGACAAUUGAGGAGUGGAAAUACAUUGCCUGGUCUGACUAAUCCCGGUUGCUGUUGCAUCAUGCUGAUGGCAGAGUCAGGAUUUGGCAUCAGCAGCAUGAGUCCAUGGCCCCAUCCUGCCUGGUGUCAACGGUACAGGCUGUUGGCGGUGGUGUAAUGGUGUGGGGAAUGUUUUCCUGGCACACGUUAGGUCCCUUGAUACCAAUUGAGCAACGUUUGAAUACCACACCUUGUAGAACCAUGCCCCAAAGAAUUCAGGCUGUUCUGGAGGCAAAGGGGCGUCCGACCCGGUACUAAAUGGGUGUACAUAAUAAACUGGCCACUGAGUGUAUAUUGUAGAAGUAGUUGCUUUUCUAUUGUAGUGUUCAUAAUGAUUAUUUUCAUGGUUAAGAGGUAGAGCAGGACUCUUAUUGAAAAAUGUAAGUGAUUGUGAGUGUUGUGCCAUUGAAUCAGUGCUGUCAUGGGUUCAAUGCGAAGCAGUGGUAAUUGAUACGCUGUUCAGUGCCCUGCAUGUAUUGGUUGAGGCUCCAACCAUAUGCAUGAAGAAGACGCCUUGGUCCCUCAUGUUCUCGCCUUGGUUCCUCCUUGUGUUCUCAGGCUGGUGGCUCAGACGUGGAGCGUACCAAGAAGAAGAGACGGGGAGAUCGUUACUCAGUGCAGACGUCACUUAUUGUGGCUGCCCUGAAAAAGAUGCUCCCCAUCGGCCUCAACAUGUGCUCCCCUGCUGAUCAGGAGCUUAUCAACCUGGCCAAGAUACGAUACUCUUUGGUAGUGUGCCCUCGGCUCUCUUAAAUAACUCUGCCGUAGUAACCAUGUGUCAGAAUAGUUGUUUGUGCCAGACCCAUAGGGCUGUAUGUCUAGACACAGAAAUUGUUCCAAAAUAAAUCUUAAACAACAUUUUUCUUCCAGAGGGACACUGAUGAGGAAGUAAGGGAGUUCUUGCAAAACAACCUGCAUCUUCAAGGCAAGGUAAGUUGGAGUGAUACAUGGUGAAGUUCCGGUGGUGUUCCUCCAGCUGCAGUGUGCGUGUUCCUCCAGCUGCAGUGUGUUGUGUUCAGGUGGAGAACCCGUCCAUGCGCUGGCAGAUGUCCCUAUAUAAGGAGAUGGCAGGGAAGGCUGAGGAUGCUGACGCUCCUGAGAAAGUGGUUAAGAGGGUGCAGGAGGUGUCUGCUGUGCUCUAUCACAUUGAGGUGGUGAGUGGAGUAGUACACCCAUUACUUCAGUACUACAACAUCAAUAUAAUCCUACAGUAUCCCUAUAGUCCUACUUCACACACAUGGCAUGAUGUCAGUGGUGCCGUUUCUCUCAAUGAUCUCUUCUCUCACAUAGACGGAGCACCCCUUCAAAUCCAAAAAGAUGGUGUGGCACAAACUGCUGUCCAAGCAGAGACGCAAGGCUGUGGUAGCCUGCUUUAGGAUGACACCACUAUACAACCUACCCAGGUUAGAGAUGCUACUACAGUCUUGUAUUUACAUUUACAUUUGAGUCAUUUAGCAGACGCUCUUAUCCAGAGCGACUUACAGGAGCAAUUAGGGUUAAGCACCUUGCUCAAGGGCACAUAGACAGAUUUUUCACCUAGUUGGCUUGGGGAUUCUAUUCAGCGACCUUUCGGUUACUGGUCCAACACUCUUAUUAACUGCUAGGCUACCUGCCGCUCCAUUCAAACAAAUACAGGAGGUAGCACACAGCCACAAGUAAAACACAGAUACUAACAUCGUUUUCUGUCUGCCUCACAGGCAUAG